Molecule: messenger RNA, 3092 nt
Organism: Galeopterus variegatus (Sunda flying lemur)
Lineage: Eukaryota; Metazoa; Chordata; Mammalia; Dermoptera; Cynocephalidae
Gene: FAM13C
Product: family with sequence similarity 13, member C
Exons: 10
Coding region: 1-1581 (526 amino acids)
Source: RefSeq, a predicted model, not a curated record
AUGCUGGGACAUAAGCAACAUAGUCCCAGAAUUAGCCAAAAGCCCAGAGUCACUAGGGUCAGGGUGAAUUUGGCUUUUGUUGUAGCCAUCAACAUUGGAAGAAGUCCCACUUCUUUUGGCAAAACACACAGAGUCCAGCAACACAGUUCAGGAGGCAACAGUGCCUCACUUCUGAGCACUUCCUGCUGUACACUUCCUGGCGGGGAGGCCAAGGCAAGAGGGCAGUGGGAGUGUUGGAGGCCUGGGGCUCAGGGAGAAGCAAUUAUUCCUGAGAAUUCCUUGCUGAAGCUCCAAGCCCUCGAGUCUGAUCUGUGCUCUGCAUUUUUGACAAACCAGGAAGAAGUUGCUCAGGUGCCUGGAAUCAAGGACCCAGUCCCAGCUUCAACCCAGAGUGUGCCUGUCGAGGGGUCGGAUUCUGCAGACCCUGUGCCAGUCCACAAAGAUGGGCAGAAUGAAGCUGACAGUGCAGCAGAAGACCUCCAGUCUGUCGGGACCAGCAGGCUGCUCUAUCACAUCACUGAUGGCGACAACCCACUGUUGUCGCCACGAUGCUCUAUCUUCAGUCAAAGCCAGAGGUUCAACUUAGACCCUGAGUCAGCCCCUUCUCCUCCCAGCACGCAGCAGUUUAUGAUGCCCCGGAGUUCUUCACGAUGCAGCUGUGGUGAUGGCAAGGAGCCACAGACCAUUACCCAACUCACCAAGCACAUCCAGAGCCUCAAGCGGAAAAUUCGGAAAUUUGAAGAAAAAUUUGAACAAGAAAAGAAAUACCGGCCUUCACAUGGUGACAAGACUUCUAAUCCUGAAGUCCUGAAGUGGAUGAAUGAUUUGGCUAAAGGUCGUAAACAGCUCAAAGAACUAAAGCUGAAGCUGUCAGAACAAGGGACUGCUCCCAAAGGUCCACCUAGAAACCUGCCCUGUGAGCAACCCACAGUCUCUAGAGAGAAUGGGAAGACAGAAGCUGCAGCCCCUGAGCCAAGCUCCUCUGGAGAGGAGACUCCAGAUGCUGUGUUGAUGUGCCUGAAGGAGAAGAGAGAGCAGCUUCCCCACCAGGAGGAUUCUAAGGUAACUAAGCAGGACAAGAACCUCAUAAAACCUCUUUAUGACAGAUACAGAAUUAUCAAGCAAAUCUUGUCAACGCCUUCUCUUAUUCCAACAAUUGAGGAAGAGGACUCAGAUGAAGACUGUCCUGAGCAAAGCCAACAAUCUUCUUUGCCAGGUCCGGCAUCUCAUCUUACUAUUGGCGAUCAUGUCACCUACUCUAAUGAGGCUGAGCCUGUUAGGGUGUUGCUACCAGAUGAAAAGAAAGAAGUGAAACAACCAGCUCUCUCCAUGUCCAAUUUACAUGAAGCCACCAUGCCUGUACUUCUUGACCAUCUCCGAGAAACUAGAGCUGACAAGAAGAGACUGCGGAAAGCAUUAAGAGAAUUUGAAGAACAGUUUUUUAAACAAACAGGAAGAAGUCCACAAAAGGAAGACAAGAUACCAAUGGCAGAUGAGUACUAUGAAUACAAGCACAUAAAAGCGAAACUGAGACUAUUAGAGGUCCUUAUCAGCAAGCAAGAUGUGGCCAAAACUAUUUGAGGUUCAGGAAAUGUUUAUGAUCACUUUCACCCAAGAUAAAGUCAAGUGUAUUUUCCUCUGCCAUUCUUGCUAAGUAGUUCUGACAUAACAAAAAUGGAAGCACUUUAGUGAUAGUAUUAGCUGUUUUUAAGAAAGGAUAGCGGGUGUAAUUAUAUACGAGGAAGGAUUUAAAUGGGGGGGAAAAUUCAACAGGUAACCAUGUAAUUGUAAAAAAAAUUCAGCCUCUUCCAUGCCAAGGAGAAAACUCAUAUUCAAUAUAAUUAUUUCAAAAACAUCUAAUAUUUUAUCAAACAUAAAUAACGCAUAGCUGGGCCACUUAUUAGGGAAAGUUUACUUAGUGUCCAAAGAUUGUUUAUGUUGAUGUAUGGAAAAGAGCAUGAUUUAAAAAAAUCAGUGAAAGGAUAAAAAGAAAUUCUGCUUUUCAUGUAGGAAGGAACACAGGUAUUAAAAUUAUUUAAAACUUCUAAUAGAUUUUUAAGUGAUAAAACGUAUACUAUCUUGUCACUUAAGUCUGCUAGGAUUUCGGUACCCUAAAAUAUAUUAGAAUGUGUCACUGCUAAUUUUUUAUUUCUAUAUAAAAAUAGCACAUUAUUUUAUCUGUUAUUUGAAAUUUUACAUUUCUGGUUACCAAAGUUCAUUCUGAUGGCAUGUACUUUGUGAAUUAUUAUCUUUGUCUAUAAUUGACAGAUGCUUAUAUUAAAAUAAAGUACUGUAUUAAAAUUUUAAAAUAGGUAUUUUGGAUAGAUAUGUGUCUUCAGUAUAUAAUCUAAUGUGACCAUAGUAUUAUUGCUAAUCUUUUUGUUUACUAUAACUAAGAUUAUAUAACUAUUUUUCCAUUGAGAAUAUGCAUUUUUCUUAAUGUUCUAAGAUCUGUACUUUGUAAAGUCAAAAAACUUUCUCAUGAGCUGUAGUUAUUCUUCAUUCUGUACAAAAUGAAAAGUUUGGAAAUUGUUUGCCAUGACACCUUGGAAAAGAAACCAGAAAGUUUUAUUUGCUUCAUCAACUUUAGUUGUGAUUAUCUUGUUUUGUGUAAUUUUGUACUAAAUUAUCUUGUUUUGUGUAAUUUUGUACUAAAACACAUUUAUUUUUGUUUUUGUAAAAACAAGUAAAAGGUUGACAUUUUCUUCCAUGUACCAACCACGUCUGUAUAUCUAUUUUCUGUAAUGUUAAGCAUGAUGUUGAAGAAAUUCACAUUUUCAUACAGUUUAGAUGGAAAGAAUAUUGACUAUUUCAGAAGCAGACUAUUCAGAGGCUUAUUGUAUUCUCUGUAUUUACCAGGUAUUUUAUAACUUUUAUGAAUCAGAAUAAUGUCCUUCAUAAAUUUGUUUAAUCGAAGUCAUCUACUUGUAACAGGACAGAUACACAACUAUUUGAGGUUUACAAAUUACAUCUUUGAUAAGGGAAAUGGUUUCGUGACAUGUAUACAAUUGCUAUUAAAAUGUAACUCUAUAUCUUCUAUAUGAUUGUAAAUAUUUUAUACAACAAUACAAAUAAAAUAUUUUUGUAUUAUA